Messenger RNA from Nomia melanderi (Alkali bee), 5292 nucleotides. The record is from RefSeq and is a predicted model, not a curated record. NCBI's taxonomy places the organism in Eukaryota, Metazoa, Arthropoda, Insecta, Hymenoptera, Halictidae.
GAUUUUAAAUCGCAACUGUUUUUCUUUUUUUUUAUAUAUAUUAUUGUUUUGUGUAUAUAUAUAUAUAUAUAAAUAUAUAAAAAAAAAUACUUUGUUGAUAAACCAUUCGAUGUUCUACGUAUUUUAUUGCUAAUUAUUUCUCAAAUUCCUGUUUCGUUAUGCGCACGGUGCUUCGAUGAUUCUUGUCGCUUAUAAAUUAGCGGCAGCGUGUGAGACUGUGGCGGUAGGAAUUAUCGAAGGACUUCGCGUUGUGUCUUUUCUUCAUUGGUAGCAUGACAAUAGAAGCAUAUCCGUACAAUCGACCUAAUAAAUGUUUUUUUUCUCUCUUUUUCUCUCUCUCUCUCUCUUUUUUAAACGAAAAAAAACCGAGGAAGAAGAAGAAGAGGGAAGAGACACUAUUGGAUUGGGAAUGUUUCGAAUACGAUUUUCGUUCGGAUCGGUGUGUUUAACGGUUUCACAAGGAAAUGGCCUAGAUACGUGUGUCAGUUUCUAAAAACGAAUUCUAGCUAUACUUUUCUAUCGAUUCUUUUUAUACAAUUGAAAUUGUCCGUACGUUCUCAAAUCUGAUUAGUUCAGUAACAGUGCCAUUGCUCGAUCUAUUUCUGCCCCGUUCCAAUGUAAGAAAUAUUGAUCCAAACGCGAGGAUGACAAAGUAUAAUCAAUUUCCCAAUAAAGAACAUUGGCCAGCCGGUAAUGGGUGUUACUUUCUUGGUAGAUUGUAAUUAUACCAAGAUCGAGAAAGGUUUAUAUACAAAUAAGAUAAUACUGUACAUAACAACUGUUGAUAUAAUCUUACUACCCAUGUAAUAGUCAUUAUAUAAAAAAAAUAAAAAUUAACUUAACGGAAACGCCUUUUACUGUCUUCACCUGGGUGUCCAUAUUUAAUCAUAAUCGAUACAGAGAAAACACCUAACCAUCAAGCUCACUGAUCAUUCAUUUCCUUCUUUUUCUUUUCUUUUCUCCCAUUGCUACAAUGUCAGCCCGAUCAGUGAAGUAAACGGUCAACUGAAAAAUUGAUAUAACCAGGAAACGUUUAUCCGUAUCAAACCACAAUAUAGAAUCCAUCAUCGAACAUUACCUUUAGAUUUAUUCUCAAUGAUCUCUAAAACAAUUGAAAAUUUCCUUCGAAAUCUUUGUCGACUACCUUUUAUCUAUGUGUUCUCGAUAUACACCCGAAUGUAGCCCCGCAUUACAGUGUCCGAAUGAUUUCUUUUCUAGUUGCAGCUGAUAACUCGUGCAACGCGAUAACGUAAUGCCGGUCGAUUAAGAAUUCCCCGCGAGGUACGAGCGCAAUGUAUCAUCGAUGAAGAAGCUGAAAAAAAAAUCGGAGAACCCGAUCGCCGGGCAGCAUCAGCAGCAGCAGCAGCAGCAGCAAGUGGGCAAGACAGCGGCAGGUGCGCCGAACGCGGCAACCGGGGAUGCGUCGCCCACCCGCGUCUGCAGGGACUUCCUGCGGAACGUCUGCCACAGAGGGAAGCGUUGCAAGUACUUGCACGAACGGUCCGACGACGACCCCGUAGACGAGUACACGUUCUGCCACGACUUCCAGAACGGGAUGUGCAACUGGCCCGGCUGCAAGUUCCUCCAUUGCACGGAGAGCGAGGAGAAACGGUUCAGAGCGACGGGUGAGCUGCCCGCCCACAUAUUAACUAGGCUGAAAAACAACAAUGAGAAGUCCGAGUACCCUAUGUGCAAAGAUUUCAUCAAGGGCAGCUGCCAGCGGAGCAACUGCAAGUUCAGGCACUGGAAGAGCGAGGAGCCGCAGCUGAACUUGAUCACGGUCUCUCAUCACAGCGCGUCCAGGCCGCAGCACAAUUUCAAUGGUGCCAGUAACGGGGAGAACCGUAGAUACGAGGAGGAUAGGAACUUUCACUGGCAGAUGGAAGAUCAGCACAACUUAGUGACGAAUAAUAGCUACAACGCGUCUUCGCAUCCUCCCGACUACAUAGGACCUCCCGAACCAAAGAGACGAAUAGUAUCCGGUGAAACCGUCGUUCAUUUUGAAGCUUCGCCGCUGGUGGGUCAACACGCGGCACAGCAGGUUACACCAGGGUAUUAUUAUCCGGUGAUACCGCGGAACGAAGCUAGAGCGAUUGUUUUGGAGGACGAGAACGCGCUGCUACGGAAGAAGAUAGAAGAAUUGAAGAAGCAGGUUAGUGACUUGACAGCGACUAACGAGUUUCUCCUGGAUCAAAAUGCCCAGUUGAGAAUGUCUGGGAAGCGGACUGCCAAUGUGACUGCUGUUACGGUUCCGGCAGUUACAAUUACAAACACCGUGCCACCGUCUCAAGCUCCAACGCCGCAACAAAUGGUGAACGCAGCGGUAGCAGCUGGGACGCUGCGUACAGUUACCGCGAGUGUUGCGACUGUACCUGUAAGUAUAGCCACAGUUGCACCUGUUUCUAUUGCAGCGGUCUCGAUGGCACCGGUAUCCAUACCGCCACCCAUCGUCACGAUGGCUCAGCAAACGAUCACGAUGAGCGGUUCGGGUCCGCAAGCGACCAACCAACAGCCACCGAACACGCAGCAACCAGCCAGUUUGCCUCUGUCGAUAUCCGGCGCGACUGCACCGCUCGUUUCUUAUCCCAUCAUGACUCAAGAACUUAGGCCCGUGUUGCAGUAAAUUCUAGGCGAGAAAGGAACAUCAAUUGAAUACCUCAAUCACGUCGACGAGUCAAGGAUGCUGUUAUAUACACUGCAUUCAGUCUUUCAAAUUAUUAACGUCGUAUUUCUAUUGUUUCUUUUGAAUAUACACGGUAGACGUAUAAAAUAGAUAAUGUCUACAACCGAUCAAAAGCAUAUACUUUAGUGAGAUCCACUACUGAGAAUAUCACAAGUAAUUAACGAACACUACAUCCAUAGAUCAUUGCAUAGGGAUUCGUAGAAAUUUAUCGUACAGGACAAACGUAACGAUCAUGACUGUUUUUAGCAGUAUGACUUUAAUGAUAUUAUUCCUCGUUUGAAGCCCUUCUUCUCACAUACAGUAAUUUUGUUCCUUCUAGUGUUUCUGUCGUAUAAAAAGGUAAACAUUGUCUAUAUUAACGUGUGCAACGUAAUGAGUGUCCAAAGUGUGUAUAGAGUUAGACUAAUGAGAAUUCAGAUCUAAAACCACGUGAGAAACGGUGGAAAAUGAUAUUCUCCUAUUCUUUUUUAAUGUCUUAGCAUCAACAGAGAAUACAAAUAAUUUUGUAGGUAAUUUUUUGUAUCAUUAAAGGAAAUGAUAAUCAGAUGCUAAUAAAGAAGAAAAAUUGUAAAUUACAUGAACUUAGAUAAGAAGCUAUUUGUUUAGGAUAACAUGUUAACGUAAGUACAAAAUAGGAUGAAGUAUGUAAAUGAAAUAUAUUAAAAGUUCAAAGGUUAAGGUUUACCGCUGCGUUGAAAAUAGUGGUGAACCUUACGACUGUUCUGUACGCAAACGCUGUAAAUAGUAUUCUGUUGCUUCCUUGUCCUCUCGAAAACAUUUUUGUACUUCCAUUUUUAAUACAUAAGUUAUAAGAUAAUUAUAUUUUCAUAAAUUAAGUACUUAUUGUGGUCUUUUGUGUUUUUACAAUUUACUUAAAUAAAACGGUUUUGGGUUCAGGUAAUGACAAGUAAGGAAUAGAAAAAGAAUUGAAACCUGACCCAUAUAAAAUGUAAUGAUCAGGCACGCGGACCUGUAAUGUGCAUCCUAUAAACCAAAUAAACGUAUAACUGUUUUUAAGUCAUGUUAUCAGUCAUGGGUUGAUACAUAUGUAUAUAUUUUGCGUAAUUUAGUAUAAGAAAUUUGAGCAAUAAGUACUCCUGUAUUUUAUAUAUGCAUACAAAUGUAUAAUCUUUUAUGUAUAAUUUUACGUUAAUAAGCAUUUUAUUCAAAUGAUAGAUGUCCUUCUUACCUUGAAUAUUUAGCGAAAUAUAAUCCUAUUUUUUUUCUUUUUUCUUUUCUUUCUUUUCUCUUUUUUUUGUAACAAUUAAUAUAGUAAGAUAUUUAUUGAAAUGGGUUUUUAUUUUUUUCUUUAAGCAUUUUAUUUCAUUUCAAAAGUUAACAAAAGGUAAAAUGUACAAUUUCCUGUUUCACUUUGCUUACUCCACCAUAAUAGUUCUAUGAUUCUUUACAUGCAAAACAAUGGUUUUGACAUACGAUACUGUAAGUGACUUAAACGAUUUUAAGCGUAUAUGUAUUUUUCAUUCAAUCCUAUGUAACUCCCUAAAUUGUUCCAUUUUUAAAUUUUCCUAUUUACUAUUAUACAAUCACCCGUCGUAUUAAUUAUUAUGAUCACUUUCAUAUUUGUGUACUGGAUGUAACUAGAUAUACAAAACUUUGUUUUUGUAUAAAUUCUGUAGAACAUAUCUAAAACAAUUAAUAGCACUCUAUUAAUUGAAAUACAUAAAACAGAAGUUAAUUACCAUCUCUUAUUAACAUAAAUAUUUUUCAUUUAGAAAACAAGAUAAAACAUCUGUAUAUCACAGAAUCAUAACUCUUAAAUACUAAAAACAAAUAUAAAAAUAUCUGAGAAAGUAGUACCAUCGGAUUUAAUAUUUUCUAAAUAUGUUAAAAUAGCUGUACAAUAUAUUGAAGUAAGUUAUUGACUUGUAUUGCAUAUGAUAUUUGUAUUGCAUAAACAUGUAAAUUUAUGCUGCAGUUGGUAAUGAACGAACACCUCUGUUUCUCAACCAAUAAACACCUGCCAGUAAAACAGUGCAACAGAAUCCAAUUAGAAGACGCAAUUUCCAAUGAUAUUUGGAAGACUUUAACACAUUAAUGACUCUAAUAACUUGUUCUCUAGUAUCCUUUUCACUGCCAGAAUUUUCAAUGACAAAGUUUGCCAUUUCUGCUUUUUUGUCCAAUGGCAUUUGUGCAGCAAUUCUCAAUUUUGCUUUAGCUUCUGUAAACCCUGUUCUUUCUAUAAGUCGCUGCAACUGUAAAUCCUCCUCACUAAAAUCAAAUACAGAUUUUUUUAAAAGUUUUACAAUAGUUUCUUUUGUACGUAUUAUUUUCAGAAUUUUACCAAGUCACAACAAUUAUUUUAUGCAAAUAAUUCAACAUAUGUCCAGUUUCAAAGAGUAAUGGCAAAUCCAUGACUAUAAAUUGAUGACCUUGUAAAAAGUAUUUAAAUGUUUGCCAGUAUAUUUCUUUGUAUAUAUGUGGAUGUGUUAUGGCAUUUAACUUUUUUCUCUUUUCUACAUUGUUAAAUAUUAAAUCGCCGAGCUUAGCUCUGUUAAGUUCUUUCGUUUCUAAGAAUACUUCUGAUCCGAAUUCUUUUUGUAUUUUGUGCCAUGCUGGUUUUCCUGGUUCCACAACUGCAAUACACAAAU